Molecule: messenger RNA, 1339 nt
Organism: Pseudogymnoascus verrucosus
Lineage: Eukaryota; Fungi; Ascomycota; Leotiomycetes; Thelebolales; Thelebolaceae
Exons: 3
Coding region: 334-1332 (332 amino acids)
Molecular function (GO): oxidoreductase activity, acting on NAD(P)H
Source: RefSeq, a predicted model, not a curated record
AGCAGUUUAAUUAGAAGGAGUGCGACCAGUCAUUGAAAACAAUCCAUACCUACGCUAGCGCCGCCAGUGUCAGCCAUGGGUUUAUCCACAAAUCCUGUCCACGCUAAUUUAAGUCUUAAUCAGCACCCCGCUUCAUGUAACGUGAGGCGUGGUGCUGAUUAAGACCCUAAUUACUUCCAGUAAUAUGAUGUAAGCUAGUAUAGGGUAUAUAAUGAGGUAAGGGUGUAAAGGUGAUAUCACAAAAGCGUGCAGGCUAUCAUAUUUUUCUAAACAUUCCGACGAAAGUGUUUUCCUAUCAGAACGUGAACGUACACGAGUUUACGUGGAUUUACGAUGUCCGUGAAUGAAGCAGCUUGGAUUUUGGAGGCAAAGGGAGACCUUCGGGUUCAACCAACCCCGUAUCCAGUCCCGGAGCAAAAUGAAAUUGUUAUCAAGAACCACGCAUUUGCCAUCCAGCCCUUAGAUGCAAAUAUUCGCGCCAAAGCCUAUAUGGAUAUGCCAUAUCCCUUCAUUUUGGGGAACGGUGUGGCUGGAGUCGUCGAUGAAAUCGGACCAUCAGUUACAAAGUUCAAAAAAGGCGACCGCGUCGUAUCAGACACACCAACUUACCAGUUGAAGAAAACCAAAUACGGGUGUUGGCAGAAGUACGUGGUGGGAACAGAAGCUACGACUGCAAAGAUUCCGGAAAACACCAAAUUUGAGGACGCUGCAGCGAUCCCUUUUGCACUUUUAACUGCGGUAGCAGCCCUGCAUUUGGAAUUGGGGAUGGGUAAACCCAAGGAGAAUCGCCAUGGAAAAGCACUGAUCUGGGGAGCAAGUGGAUCGGUGGGAGGAUAUGCUGUUCAGUACGCUUCAAGUGUUGGAUAUGACGUCGUGGCAACAGCAUCGCCGCGGAAAUUCGACUACGUGCGUGGUCUUGGUGCGAGCGAGGUCCUGGACUACAAAGAUGACCAGAUUGUUAAAAAGCUGCAGGAACUCGGCCCAUAUGACUUUGUCAUGACAGCUUCUGGGGAUGCAGUAGGAGUAAACGCUAUCAGUGACAUCCUGCAGCCCGCGGGUGGUAAAUUUGUCUGUACCCGCCCGAAGAGCGAGGAGAUGCGUCUUGCUGCCAAUGUCAGCCUCCAUUACGGCUUUUUUAGCAUGGCUACCCAAAAAGUGGAGAAUGCAGACUUCACAGCAUGGUGGUAUGGUGACUAUUUACCUACGGCUCUUGCUGGCGGUGUUACACCGACGCCGUUAGAAAAGCGACCUGGUGGGUUAUCUGAAAUCCAGGCAGCCUGCGAAGACGUGCUGGCGGGGCGUAGCCCGAAGAAAUUGGUUCUUAGUCCCUAGAUUGGGA